GCCGAAGGAGAAGGAAGGGAGGCGCGCGGCUCCGGCGGCCAUGUGGUGUUACUGACAUCAAGUGGUAGAAGUUGCUGUGGGCGAUAGUGCUGUGUCCACUCCCGAGCAUGCUUAACGAGACUUGCAACGCGAGGCUCAGGAGUGGAAAGCGAGUUUAGAAUGUGAGAGUUCGCGUUGCGAUGCGCGGGACACAAGAAGGACAGUGAGCCCGAGGAAGGACAUUGCGUUGCGAGAGAGGACGGAGCAUGUAGUGUCGGAUGACGGCGGUGUGCAAGCGGCCCGAGCGGGGCGAGGCGUUGUUCGAGCGGCCUGCGGGCAAGGCGGCCGCGGCGCAGGAGACCUGGGGCGGCGCCAACAUCCUGGAGGCGGCGGUGGGCGGCAGGGCGGGGGAGCUGGACCGCCCGCGCCUUGACUACCUGUCGCCCAUGGUGGUGAGCGAGAUGGUGGAGGUGCGGUGUCCCCUGGUGGUGGGCGUGAGGGAGAGGCUGGAGCCAUGCUCGUACCUGGGUGGUCCCGGGGUGCCGGGGGGCAGCCCCAUGGUUUCGCCGCGCUCCUCGCCGCGCCACAGCCCACGCUCCUCGCCCAGGGUCAGCCCCAGGGCGUCCCCGAGGGCUUCCCCCAGGGUUAGCCCGCGCUCCACGCCCCGCCGCAGAUCGCGCGCCCACUCCAGGGACGUGACCCCCCUGGAGGAGCUGGUGGUUGUGUCCGUCCCCUGCAGGGAGCUCAAGCCACACAGAUUGCGACAACACAGAAACAGUCAGCGUGUCUCCAAAGUGUCUGCGGACUGUCGCACGACUGUUGUGAGACAAUGGAGAGAUCUCAUUGUGCGACUUCGUAACGUAAGUUUCGUGGAUAUGGUGAACGGUGGACUUCUAAAGAACGAAAUAGUCAACGGAUUUAAUGUUUCAUAG
Molecule: messenger RNA, 911 nt
Organism: Penaeus monodon (black tiger shrimp)
Lineage: Eukaryota; Metazoa; Arthropoda; Malacostraca; Decapoda; Penaeidae
Exons: 5
Coding region: 258-911 (217 amino acids)
Source: RefSeq, a predicted model, not a curated record